Messenger RNA from Episyrphus balteatus (marmalade hoverfly), 3189 nucleotides. RefSeq names its product centrosomal protein of 104 kDa. Lineage: Eukaryota; Metazoa; Arthropoda; Insecta; Diptera; Syrphidae. The coding region runs from base 276 to 3176 and encodes 966 amino acids. Gene Ontology annotation, cellular component: cilium. The transcript has 8 exons. The record is from RefSeq and is a predicted model, not a curated record.
UCGACUACGCGAAGUGUUCCUGUUUGUUCUCAUUAAAAAUUACACUUUUUAACUUUAUAAGUGUAAAAAAAAAUCCUUAAAUGUUAAAUAUCUUUUUAUAUAAAUUAAAUAUAAUUUAAAUUCCAAAAAUAAAAAUAAAAUAAAUCAAAGCGAAUAGAAAGUGUUAUGUUUAUGAAAAAGAGAAUGUAACACAGUCGUUGCUAAUAACGCAAUCUUGUGGAUGAAUAAAUUAUUAGUUCUUUAUGGUAUAGUUUUGUGGGUAGAUCCUUUGGAUUAUGGCCAAGAAAAUACCAUUUAAUGUAGUAUUUGCAUCAGAUGAAGAUCCAUCAUUUCCAGCCAGUGAGUUGAAUUCACAUGGCCCAACAGUGCAUGGAUGGCGAAGCAGUCCUGGAAAUAAUAUUAGCCCACACGAUAUAGUUUUACGUUUUCACAAACCGGCCAAAAUAUGUCGCAUACAAAUCUUAGCCCACCAGUAUCUUAUUCCUGAAAAAGCUGAACUCUGGCUUCACUAUUCACCGAAAGGGAUACCAAGCACUCCUUCCAGCCAAUGUUUUGAUUUUUUAGGUUUUAUAUCACUUUCUGAUAAUUCUGGAACAAAUUUCAAAUCACGAGAACUUCAAAGUGUCACGGUGAAUCCUAGAAAAGGAACUCAUCUGAAAUUACGACUUAGCACACCACAUAGAAAUGAUUUUAAUACCGAGGGGCAAAUAGCUCUGAUAGCAGUCAAUGUAUUGGGGGAAGAUUUGGAAUGCAAUUCUAAUGGGGACGAUACUUCGGGGGGAGGUGAAGUCCAGCUGACAGAAAGUGGUGAGCCAGCAUUGGCUUCAAUUUGUGAUGAUCUCUUAUUCUCUAUGUAUGUGGAGGAAUCAAUUGCAGAGAUCAUUCGAGAAAUGGAAGAGAAAAAAUCAAAAGCUGUUAACGAUGAGAGGUUUGAGUAUGCUAGAAAGCUUAAAUUAUGCAUGACAUCUUUAAAGGUGGCAGGAGAACGGCUUGGUCGGUACUCGUUAGCAAAGAGACAAGCUGUUCAGCAGGAAGAUUUCACUACAGCGAAAUUGAGGAAGGAACAGAUUGAAAUGUAUCGAAGGGCUGUUUUGAAGCAACUCCUGGUCGAUCAGCUCCUAGAACGUAACGGUGUAGUUGCCGACAACGACUUAGCUUCUGAAGUUUACUCGUCAAAGCCCACUUUGCCAACAGCUCCCAGUCUCCAAGAAGUUGCUACGGCUCUGGCUGAAGCACAUUUUACAGCCACAAUGAGUCCCAAGAGUGCACAAGAAGACAAAUCAUCGACUGACGGUGGUAGUUCUGGGGGAGGAGUUGGAGCCCAUAGUACGGCAAGUGAUACCCACUCAACGCACUCGACUGGAAGUCAUCGGAAAUCUCAUGAUGACAUCCCAAACUCUCCUAAGCUUAACAUUGGUCGCAGUCCAAGUCGGGGUUCUCCCAUGUCGAGUCAUCAGGGUUCUCUUCGAAGGCGCAACAAAAGUGCUCCUCGGAAUAGCUACGAAGACUACGAAGAGCGCGCUAUUCCCACAUUGAGACAUUCACAUACUAAUGAAUUUUUAAGGGAAUGCCAAGGCACAGCGCUACUCGAUGCGGAUCCGAACAGGGGACGAUCACGCUUGAACGACCGGGAACGGCGACAGGCUGCGCUACCAAUUUUGGUGUUUGGAAAUGAAUUGGUUGAGCAAUUCUACUCUCGUCAAUUUCAAGAUCGUGAAGAUGGCCUCAUGCGUCUUCGGAACUUUCUUAAGGGACAAGAGACCGAAGGGGAGUGUGUUGCAGGGGCAAACAAAGUCGCGAGGAGUGCUGCUUUGCUGUUGCAUCGAGCUGUUCGGGAUGCUGUUUACUCAGUUUUUAGUCAGGCUACGGAAACUGUGAGAGUGCUGUUUUUGGAGUUCGUUCCCAGUCGGGUGUCACAAAGUGAGGUCGCCCGUUGUGUGGAUCGUCUUCUACCAGAGUUAUUGGCAAAAAGUGGAGAUCCAUCUCCCCGGAUUCAUACUCUGGCACAGCACACAAUAUUGAGUAUAGCCGCAUGCCCGGAAGUGAGUGAACAGCACUUAGUUGCACCCGCACUAUCUCGAACUGUCAGUUCAGGCACUCAUCCACGAUUGGCUUUGAGUCGCAUGCAGAUGUUGGAGCAAUUAGUUCUAAGUCAAGGAAUCAGCACAGAUAAGCAUAGUGGCUUGACAUGCAGAGCUUUAUCAGAGUGUGGGUGCUCCGGAAUACACCAUCCAGCCGAACCAGUUCGUAAAGUGGCCGAACGAAUUCUCUUGCUGGUAUAUAAAGUGAAUCCAAGGCUUGUAAGGAAACAAUUGCCACCAGAUGAUGAUAUCACAAGAAGAAAUCUCUUGUAUCGUCAACUCUUCACAGAGUUUGAUAAGCUUGACAUGGAACGAAAGAAAGAAAUGCUUGAAGCUAAUAAACACUUCUCAGGUCCUUCUAGUGAUCCUAUCUCACCACCAUCAAAUAGAAGUAGUGACAAACAACAAAAUACACGAGGAGGAGGAGAACUUUCCUAUGAUAGUAGAGUUGGUUUUGGAUUUGGAACAAAGAGUCCUGAUUCUCAAUCCAGCCCAAUGCGGCGUUCAGAAACAAGAAUUCUUAAAAGCAAAAGUGGUCAAUCGAUCAGUCAAAAUGCAACUGUAAGCAAUGGACAUGCAGCUGGAAUUGCCUGCAAUGGAAAGCAGGAAUACAAUGAGAAAGUAAAACAAUCGAUGAUUUCUAGUAAUUCAAGAAAAAGUUCGAACUCAAAUUCGAAUUCGGAAUCACUCGAGGAGCCUGAUGUGAUACGAUGUCCAUUUUGUGAUUGGUCUUGUCAUGGUGAACAGGCGCACUUAGACAGGCACUACUGGAAGUCUUGUCCAUUUUUGACGAAAUGCCCUCAGUGUAGCCAAGUUUUAGAAGUUGCAGCAUUGAAUUAUCAUUUGACAAAGGAAUGCGAAGCAAAAAACAGUUACAUAAACUGCGAUCGUUGUACAGAAUCUGUUCACAAACAGUUAUAUGAGCUACAUCAAAUGGAAGACUACUGUAGAGAACUUAAAACUGGAGCAGCUCGUUGUCCCCUCUGCCACGACGAUGUUCACUUGCCCCUAGAUGGUGGCUGGAAAUUGCAUUUAUUGAGUUCAUCUGGCUGCCCAGGAAAUGCUCGACGAAGGACAAAAAAACAAACAAAUUAGAAAAAAAAAACAA